GCCGCGUGCGCGCUCGCACCGUGAGACCAGGACCCGCGGCCGCAGCCCUCUGGGGCCGCCCCGUCCGCGGCGGCCUAUGGCCGCCGAGGGCCAAGUGGCUGCCACCGCGGAGCGCCUGCGCGCCGCGUUCUGCGGCCUCGGCCGACGGUGCGCGGGCCCGCUGCCGGCGGCCCGGCUCGCCGUGCUCUGCGCGCCGCCGGAGCUGAAGGAGUUGCUGGCGGCGGCGCAGGAGUUCGGGAGCCCGGGAGUCCGGCACCCGAGUCGCCACUGGGCGUUGUCGCGGGCGGGCGGCAUGUGCCCCCCACGCCUCGGGUUGACUCUGGCCCUCGGGCAGCUCGGGCGGCCUGCAGACUCACUCACCAGCACUCGGCUCGAGGAGCAGCUUUGCCCGGUGGAGGCGGCCGCUGCUGCUGGUGGUGCGGGUGCCGCCCUCUGCGCCUCCGAGCGUACAGGGGGGCCACUGCGGGGUCUUCGGGCUCAACCUCUUCUGUUCGGCCGAGGGCGCGGCGGGCGCGCCGACGGCCCCGUGGCUUGACAAGGUCGGCAUCAUCGGCGACGACGAGAUGGUGCGCGAGUGGAGGGAGCAGCACGCGAGCCCGAACUGCGCGGAGGACGGCUGGGAGUGCUUCGCCGCGUGCAGCGAGUUCGACUUCUUCUGCGUGUUACGUGGGGGAGGGGGCGGAGCACGGCGCCACGCGACACAUGGUGAACAACUGCUUCGAGGACGCGCCCUUCACGCCCGCUCCGUUCUCGAACUUCGUGGGCCGCGUUGCGCGGCUCGCGGAGGCCCGGGCGGCGGCGGCGGCGGCUGGCGAGGACGGCUCCGACGACGAGCCCCUCGAGUUUCUGAGCCUGCCUGCGAGCGGGGAGGGCUCGUGGGCCGAGGCGGCUGAGGGUCCACCCGCCACAGCGCAGCGCGGCCACUGCACCUCCAGCGCGUGGGGAAGCA
This is a messenger RNA of Prorocentrum cordatum, 949 nucleotides long. The record is from the annotation of a GenBank genome assembly. NCBI's taxonomy places the organism in Eukaryota, Dinophyceae, Prorocentrales, Prorocentraceae.